AGUUAGGCCCAUUAGUUAGGCCAGUUAGAGAGCACUCUGGUGAUCUUACCCUUGAUUUGUUGCAGGGGUGUGGAUGGUAUUUUUCAGAUAUUUCCCUUUUCUUUCUGAAAAUGAAGAAUUUAUCAUAUAAUAAAAAAUGAAAAACAUAAGGGAGUGUUUAAAAUAUUUCAUAGUAAAAUGCCAAUGUUGCUGUACAAUGUUCAGCAAGGAAAAAUCAUUGCCCCACCCUUGAGGUCUUCAGAAAACAAUAUAAAUAGAUGAGCUCUUUGACUGCAAGUGCUGCCCACUGCUUUAGCCUUUCCUGUGACUUCCAAAUUGACUUUCUGGGUUUUGAGUGGGGUUAAUCGUUGCUCCAUCUAUUAUUGUGUCUGUAUGUACCUUUUGCAGAAAUGCAACUCACUGUAAACAGCAGUUUAAAUAUGGACUUGCUGAUGUAUACUGUUUCAAUACAUGUGCCAGUGGUGCAGGUAUUGGUGGGGAUUUUCCUGUUUGUGAACUGCCUGAUGAUAUUCACCUUUUUAAAAAAGGAGGUGUUCAGGGAGGACACUCGCUACAUUUUGUUUGCACAAACCCUGUUUGUUGACUCUGCUUUCAUGAUUGUGAACAAUAUCCUGUUUGUCUGCUAUAGUUAUCAGUACCGCGUCCACAUGAUUCCUUGUAUUAUCCUCUGUUUGGCAAUGGCUUUUCUUUACAUUUGUACUCCACUGACUCUUGUGGCAAUGUGUCUGGAGCGCUAUGUUGCUAUAUGCAUGCCUUUAAGACAUGCUGACAUCUCUACCAGCAGGACUAGAUGUUUUGGAUUUCUUAUCAUAUGGGGUAUCAGCUCCAUACCCGCAUUGUUCACUUUUAUAGCUUAUCUCUCAACGGUCCGUUCUGGUGCUCUGUUCUCCUAUGCUUUCUGUAGUGCAGAGGUAAUGUUGGGGGAAGAGUGGCUGGCACAAACACGUGCUUUAAUUUUCCAGAUCCUUUUCUUCUGUAUGAUCAUUGUUGUUUUGUUCACUUACAUCAAGAUAAUGAUUGCAGCCAGAGCUGCCUCCUCGGACAAUAAGAAAUCAACCAACAAGAGUCUCAGAACUGUGCUCCUUCACACCUUUCAGCUGUUUCUGUGUAUAGUUCAGAGUAUAAUACCAUAUAUCGAAAUGGCAUUUUAUAAGGGUGAUAUUAUGGUGUUUAUUAAUUUAAGAUAUUCUAAUUUUGUUGUUUUUAUGAUUGCACCACGUUGCCUCAGUCCAUUGAUUUAUGGUCUCAGAGAUGAGAAAUUUUUCAUUGUUUUAAGACAUUAUGCCUGCUGCGGUUUUCAUAGUGUUUCCCAAACUUUGCCCAUUCAAAGCAAAAUAAGACCUAACUAAGUCAUUAAAUCAGCGUUUGACAAUUUUGCAUCAUAUUUUACAAUAUAUGUGUAAAUGAAAUGAAAAUGCAAAACUCUUCACUGUAAUCUUACAUACAUUUAAUGUUAAGUAAAUUCUGCAAUAGACAAUGGAAUAAUACAGUGUAAGAGCAUUUUUAGGUAAUGGAUAUAAUUUUUUUUACUCUUUGUUGCUAAAUGUAACCUUAAUCUACUGUAGAACAUUAAAAAAAAAAGGAAGUUACAGUUUUGUGAUUUGGGGAAAAAAAUAAAU
Messenger RNA from Colossoma macropomum (tambaqui), 1619 nucleotides. Its product is annotated as odorant receptor 131-2-like. Gene Ontology annotation, cellular component: membrane. The record is from RefSeq and is a predicted model, not a curated record. NCBI's taxonomy places the organism in Eukaryota, Metazoa, Chordata, Actinopteri, Characiformes, Serrasalmidae. Bases 390 to 1349 code for a protein of 319 amino acids. Gene Ontology annotation, biological process: G protein-coupled receptor signaling pathway. The transcript has a single exon. Gene Ontology annotation, molecular function: G protein-coupled receptor activity.